AUGAGUGAGAAGUGUAAAAAGAUACCCAGAAAAGGCUAAUGCUAGCUUCAUAACUGAUAUGUCACAUCACAUCAAAAAAGUCGUUAAAGUAAAUGGGCACUUGAAGUGUGAAAAACAGAAGAAUGGCCAAAUCUCUGUUAGAAAUACUGUGAUGUGUGAACGCUGAAUAUUCAACAUGAGAAUGUGGAUGUCUUCAUCAAUAGUACUUUUGCAGUUGUUAUGGUUAUCUGGAGUAAGCGGUGUCAAAUUUGGUAUAAUAUUCGACCAUGACUCAGUAGAUGCGAUUCCAGUCUUCAAUAAAUAUCAUUCACCGAGAAGUUUUACAUUCAUCAACAGGACAACGGACCUAUCGGACAGUUUCGCCGUCAGCAACGAAAUCUGCUCUCAACUAGAAGAAGACGUCAUUGGAAUAAUAGGUGUUUGUGGGAAGUGUGCCCUAGCCACAAUUCAGUCGUACAGCGACACCUUCGAAGUGCCAUUCUUUCUUAUCACUGGCGCGCCAAUUCCCGAAGACGUCACAAGAUUUUCUUACCAAUUCUAUUUAACUCCCGUGUUUAUUCAAGGACUUCUCGACAUCGUCAUUCAGAAACAAUGGCAGAGAGUGUUUUAUAUAUAUGAUACAGAUGAAGGUUUACUGAGGCUUCAACAAAUACUUAACAUAAUAAAUGCCCAGAAAGAGCCAAAACUGGAUAUCAUAUUCCUGAGAAUUUCUGAUGCUGAGGAAUGUAAAAAGAAGAUCGUUCCGUUCUACCAGCAUGAUGAAUCAGACUUGAGGCUUUUACUUGACCUACCAAUAACGGAAAUAGAAACAACAAUAAAGUUACUUGAAAAGACUGCCCUAAUAAAGAUGAAUCGUUUUCAUUUUCUUCUGACAAGAUUGGGGAUUUCUCAACUGAAUGAAUCUGUUCUUUCAAAUGGAGCGAAUUUUACGGGUUUGCAUAUAUGGCCAAAGAAUGUGUUGAUGGAAAAGGAAUGGAUGAAAACAUUUAACACUACUAAUAUAAAACCAACACAUGCCUUACUGAGAGAUGCCAUCGCUUUUUUCAAUGCUACAUAUAAAGAAUCAUAUGUCAGAUUUCGCCCUAAGCACAAAAAGGACCAGAAACUCUCAUGUCGUCACAAUAAUAAGACGGUUACUCUAACGAGAAAUAGGGGUGUAUUUACAAAGGAACUCAGAAAGGUAUCAAUCAACGGCCUAAGUGGAACUUUAAAUUUUAAUGAAUUCGGAGAAAGAGACAGAUUUGAACUCCAACUGAUGGAAGCAACACAAGGAAGCGACCUUUCAAAAGAUGGGGAAUGGAGCCCAUACCCAGUUAAGGGACGUCAUUUACGAAUUCACACAUCUGAACAUACCAGACUACCAAAUCGAAAACCUGAUAUCUUACGCAACCUAAAAAUUAGUAUUACCACGAUAGAGGAGGGUCCUUACGUGAUAGUAAAACCUGAAUAUCUAGACGAGGUACAGAGACUUCGGGAGAAUGGGUCACGUGUUUGUGGAAAGCACUUCUUUCAGGGAUUCUGUAUUGACCUCGCCGAAAAGGUGGCUGAAAAAAUCAACAUGACAUACGACAUCUGUCUCGUGAAAGACGGACAAUAUGGAAAAGAAUUGGCUGAUAAGUCCUGGGAUGGUGUCAUUGGAGAACUCUUAAAUCAAGAGGCUGAUGUGGCAGUUGCCCCAGUAACAAUCACAUCAGACAGAGAAAAAGUGGUUGACUUUACAAAACCAUUUUUAAGUCUUGGAAUUAGCAUAAUGAUAAAAAAGCCUCCUGAUAAGGGUUCUCAUAUUUUCUCGUUCAUGGAACCCCUUUCGUCCGAGAUCUGGAUGUGUAUUUUAUUCGCCUACGUUGGGGUAAGUGUGGUGUUAUUCCUUGUCAGUCGAUUCAGCCCAGCGGAAUGGAAGGUAGAUGAAACCAACAUCACAAAUGACUUUACUAUUUCAAAUAGUUUGUGGUAUGCACUUGGUGCAUUUAUGCAGCAAGGAUGUGAUAUUUCCCCUUCAGCAGUUUCUGGGAGAAUUGUUGGGAGUGUAUGGUGGUUCUUUACGUUGAUCAUCAUUUCUUCUUACACUGCAAACCUCGCAGCCUUCCUCACUGUAGACAGAAUGAAUACACCAAUAAAUUCUGUGGAAGAUUUGGCCAAGCAAACGAAAAUCCAAUAUGGCUGUCUUGACGGAGGUGCAACAUACAGCUUCUUUAAUAAAUCAAAAUUUGCAUUGUAUGAGAGAAUGUUUGCCUAUAUGAACUCUGUACCAGAUGUUUUCGUGAAAAGUACAGCACUUGGUAUACAGAAAGUAAGAGAUUCGAAUGGACUGUAUGCAUUCCUGCUAGAAUCAACUACCAACGAGUAUACAAAUUUGCGGCUGCCUUGUGACACUAUGAAAAUCGGCUCUAACCUCGAUUCAAAGGGUUACGGGAUUGCUACGCCUCCUAGUUCCAUUUUAAGGGACACGUUGACUCUGGCAGUACUGGCUUUACGAGAAUCUGGUGAACUGGCUCAGAUCAAAAAGCAUUGGUUUGAUGACAUGUCACAGUGCCCCGAAGAAGGACCGAAUGAUGGGUCCCAGGCAUCCUUAACCCUAAAAAAUGUUGCUGGAAUUUUCUACAUUUUGUCAUGUGGCCUCAUUUUGUCUGUUGUCGUGGCUGGCAUUGAGUUUUUAUACAAGACUAUCCUCGAUUCCAGAAAAUCUAAGACUUCGUUUGGUUCCAUGCUCAUGUGCAAAGCACGUCUCUCUUUCCGUGGUUCGAUUGACAGCAGUUCUGGUCAAACUACUCCUCUCAAGAAAAACGCCCCUUCAUACACCUAUCCUGGGCCUUCGCAACAUCCGGGCUUUGAUCCAUACAAUGAUCUCCAAACCCACACCCAAGUGUGAUUUCUGCAGAAAAAUCGAAUAUUUUUAUACUCAUAUGUACAAUACGAAGGAAUAGAUAUUUUUCUGUUAUUAUCUAUUUAGAAUGCAAUAUGCACAUACAAUUAACUUUGUAUAUAUAUUGUUCAUAUGUAUGAUAGGAAGGAAUAGAUAUUUUUUCUGUUAUUAUUGAUUUAGAAUGCAAUAUGCACAUACAUGUAACUUUGUUAGAUUGCAAUGGAAUUUACUUGUACAUGCAUAUAACUUUCUUUGAUAAAAAAAGAAUUUACUUAUACUUCAGGAAGUGUUUUAUAAAUGUUAUGAAAAUAUUGAUAAGGCAAAUAUAUAUAGUUAAAAUAAUAUGUGUGCUUUACU
This is a messenger RNA of Saccostrea cuccullata (small rock oyster), 3220 nucleotides long. RefSeq names its product glutamate receptor-like. The coding region runs from base 176 to 2869 and encodes 897 amino acids. Gene Ontology annotation, biological process: synaptic transmission, glutamatergic; modulation of chemical synaptic transmission; monoatomic ion transport. Lineage: Eukaryota; Metazoa; Mollusca; Bivalvia; Ostreida; Ostreidae. Gene Ontology annotation, molecular function: transmitter-gated monoatomic ion channel activity involved in regulation of postsynaptic membrane potential; glutamate receptor activity. The record is from RefSeq and is a predicted model, not a curated record. The transcript has 18 exons. Gene Ontology annotation, cellular component: postsynaptic density membrane; plasma membrane.